Molecule: messenger RNA, 6970 nt
Organism: Pimephales promelas (fathead minnow)
Lineage: Eukaryota; Metazoa; Chordata; Actinopteri; Cypriniformes; Leuciscidae
Gene: lmtk2
Product: lemur tail kinase 2
Biological process (GO): protein phosphorylation
Molecular function (GO): ATP binding; protein kinase activity
Source: RefSeq, a predicted model, not a curated record
ACGCGGCGCGUGACGUCACGAGACAUGGCGCUCGUGCGGAAAAGUGAUGCUUGACCACUGUGUUUACUGCGCUUUUGAUUUUUCCACGAACCCGGGAGUGUUACAAUGCUGGAAAAAGACACAUCAUCGCAUUUAAUCGUCCUAGAGAGGUAGUGAACGAACGAGCGGUUUCAAACGAUGAGAAUUAAUCGUAAAUAAGACGCCGGUAGCGGUUAGCAUUAGCUUAGCUCGAUGCACAUCAUAGCUCUGUCGUGUUAGCUAACGCUCAUAACACGACAUAUGACUAAUAUCGCACAACAUGAGUCUUUGACAGGGCGGAUAUGACAAUAUAGAUGUACAUAGACGUAGAUGAGCCAAUUCGGGCGUCCUUCGUGUUAUUUAUUUAGAUGUAAUAGCUGUUUGUUGGUAGUUGAGCUAGUGGAUUAGCUGCAGUGGUGAGGAUGGAGGCUCUUCUUGCAGGUGUGUGUUUACUGGGAUUUGCCACACUCACACAAGCUGCUCCAGUCUCAAAAACACACGCAGCAGAGGCUGCCGGUGGAUAUGUGGAUUUCUCCCUGAUCAUCCCGCUGCUGCUGUCUCUGGCUGUGUUAGUGGCCCUCGUGGUUUUGCUGCUCAACUGUGCUUCCUGCUGCAAAGAGCAAGAGAUCAACUUUAAGGAGUUUGAUGACCACUUUGAGGAUGAGGUUGAUUUCACGCCCCCAGCGGAGGACACCCCCUCUAUGCAGUCGCCAGCGGAGGUUUACACACUCGCCGUUCCCCCUGUGCCCCUCCCUGGACCCCCUCACCUCCAACUGCCCCGCUUAACAGACGUCUCAUCAGGUCCUCACGUGGCACGACACUCUCUCAGUUACAUUCAGGAGAUCGGGAGCGGCUGGUUUGGAAAGGUUCUGCUCAGUGAGAUCUAUGUGGACCCUGCAGUCGCCCGAGCCGUUGUCAAAGAGCUGAAGGCCAGCGGCAGCUCCAAAGAGCAGAACGAGUUCCUGCAGCAGGGCGACCCGUUCAGGGUUCUUCAGCAUCCCAAUAUUCUGCAAUGUCUUGGUCAGUGUGUGGAGGCCAUUCCUUUCCUGCUCAUUUUCGAGUACUGUGAACUGGGGGACCUGAAGAGUUACGUCUCUCAGCAUGAAUGGCUGUACAGGAAUGGAGAACUUCUACAGCUGCAGAAAAUGGCCUGCGAGAUCGCUGCGGGAGUCACCCACAUGCACAAACACAACUUCCUGCACAGUGAUUUGGCUUUGAGGAACUGCUAUCUCACAACGGACCUUACUGUCAAAGUAGGAGACUAUGGCAUUGGCCCUACCAGUUUUAAGGAAGAUUACAUCACCACAGAGGAUGACCAAUGCGUGGCACUGCGCUGGCUCUCCCCUGAGCUGAUUGGUGAGCUGCAUGGGGGCUUGAUCACAUCAGAACAGACUAAACCCAGCAAUGUUUGGGCACUGGGUGUGACAUUAUGGGAGCUGUUUGAAAGUGGAAAGCAGCCAUAUCCUCUCUUGUCAGAUAGAGAAGUGCUUCAUCAUGUGCUCAAGGAUCAACAAGUCAGACUUCUCAAGCCACAACUGGACUUACCAUACUCAGAAAGAUGGUAUGAAGUUCUACAGUUUUGUUGGCUCCCUGCAGACAAGAGGGCCACUGCUGAAGAAGUCCACCGCCUGCUCACUUAUCUCCGUAUGCAGGGUCAAAAAGAUGUGGAGGAUGACUUCGAGCAGCGCUGGAGCUCUCUCAAACCCAAUCCUACUACUCGUCAAGCCACCGUCAGUCAUUCCUCCUUCCCCAUCCUGGAACAGUUUGAUGACGGCCGAGAACCAGACGAGGUGCUCACAGUCACCGAAACGAGUCGUGGACUAAGUUUUGAAUAUGUGUGGGAGGCAGCCAAGCAUGACCACUAUGACAACCACAAUCGUUCUGCCUUGGACACUACUUUGAAUUACCACAGUAUGUUCUUUCCAGUGCCACGGCAGGACAUUCAGGCUCAUUUCCCUGACACUGUAGCGCAAGCAGAAGAUGGCAGAGUCCCGGAAACCUUGCCAGUUUUUGAUGCACACAAAGCAUCCUCUGGAAAUGACUAUUUUAUUAAGUUGGAGGAGCUAGAUGAGAGUGAAAUUGGGAUGGAGGAAAGUCAGGGUGCUGAAGGUACCAAUGCUUCGGAGCAAGAUCAGUUUGUAGUCUUACAGGAUGUCCGAUUGGAUGAAUCCAGCACAGAUGCUGAUUUCUUUCAUCAGAGCAUUGACUCAAAAGACUCUUUCCUUCAGGACAGCCACAUAUGGUCCUCGAGUGAACAUGAUAGCCCUUACCAUACUAACAUUUUCAGUGAGGGUGAUGCAAAACUGGAAGAUUCUCAUUCAUUCAAGGGAGGUUUCAUGGAGCUCCCAGAGAUGAAUGUACCGAAGAGGGAUUCUGAGGGUGAAACUAAUAGUAAUGAGGCAAGUAAAUCUUUUUUAGGGGUUGGACCAGAAGCCAUUCAUCUGGACAUCUCCGAUACGGACAGUUCAGAUGUAAUGAUGCUUCUUAACACUGAGAAACUGGCUGACAACUUCUUAUUUCUUAAAGAUAACAGCCUAAUGAAGGACAAGUCUGCGCUUUCACAGCCCGACUCAAAAAAUAUAGAGGAGACCAUGAGCUCCAUUGUUGAGACGGAUGUCUCAGAUAGUGUAAACCUUACAGGUGACUCUUUGAAAUCAGCUGUGAAUUCUACGCAGCUGAAGGAUGAAUUCUUGGACUUAGUCAGCCCGAUUUUAGAAGAUUUUCUGUCGCCUUUGAAAGGAAAUGAAACAAUGGUGCCUUUUGAUAUUUUAGUAACAGGACAGACCUGUAGCAACCACCUGCCAGACUCAAAUGGCUCUUUGCAUUCCCCAAAAUCUGGGAUUUACUCCUCUUCCGAGUCUACCUCGAGUGUUGAGGUCAUUGUUGACAGUCCAUCUAAAAGUCAUCAGUUCCUUGAAAGUGCCACUACAGAUACACUGCAUAUGUGCAUAGAUGCCAAACCCCCCAGACUUGAAGAAUGCUUUGGAGCCUCAAAGGAGAAUGGGCAGUAUAAAGGAAUCAUAGACACAGCUGUGCUUAGCUUUACUACUUCACCUGUUGGUGAAUGUACAGAAGGUGGCCUCACUGAAGGUCUAACAAGUAGUGACUCAAUGAGUGAUAUAAUGGAACUAGAUAAGAAGACCGCCAAGGAUAUUGCACUCUUAGAAGCCAUCGACCAAGAUCAAGAAGCUUUAUUGGACAACCAUGUAACUCAGGACAUGUCCUCACUGUUGGUUUCAGACUCCUGUCUUGACCAAAUAAGUCAGGACAGCCUUCUCGAUGAUAGCACCUUAUCCACUCUUCCAACCAUUGAGAAUUUGGCUGAAACGCCAGACUCUUUAGAUUCUUUGGACAUGCAUAGGGAUGUGGUGCAUGGACAGUCAUCGGAAAAUCCUGUAAAUAAUAAGCUUCAACCCCCAUACAAAGCCGCUGACAGUGGGUAUGAAACAGAGAACUUGGAGUCCCCCGAGUGGAACUCUCAAACAGGCUUGAGGGAUUCCUCUGAAGAGAAUGAGAUGAGUAGUGCCAGGGAGCCUAUGGCCCUUGUUCCACCGGAAAUCGUUGUGUCUGAGGUGGACAGUGUACCUGACGUUCAGGUAAAUGCUGGUGGAGUUGAUCACCAACAAGAACUUGGUGAAGUCCCCUUGGGAGGAAACUACAGAGACUCUGCUUACUUCUCAGACAAUGAGGAACUAGAUAAAAAGAGUGAUGACAUUGGUGGAAGCAGCCCCGGAGAUGCCUCGUUUUGGCUCCAGGGUAAUCGAGAAGCUGGCGAAAGUCAAGGAGCCGAAGCUGUUGGGGAGCAUUCGGUGUCCGAGAUAUCCCUUCAAUCUGCAGGUCCUACUUUAGAAUCAACUGAUGGUGAUGUGCAGACUCCUUUGCCUGAGUUGGUUCUCACCACUGAGGAAGAUUGGAGCCAGGAUAAACCAUUGACUGUUGACGACUUGGACCAUACUGAUCCCCAUGCAGCCCCAGAACAUGCAGCAACACCACCUACCUCAAUGCAGCCCUCAACAGACGUCAAGGUCCAUGCAAAGCUUACAAGGACAUACGCUGGGGAGGGAACAAAGAAAAAAGAGCCAGAUAUGGAGGGGAGGUACUUAGGAAAGCUCGAUGGAUCCUCAGUGGAAUAUGGCACUGAGGAUGGAAUGGAUGCUGAUGAAGAAGAUGAGAACAGUGAUGAGUCGGAUGACGAUAUGCGUGCCUACCGAUUACACAGCUCUAGCUCUGAGUGCAGUGAGGAUGAAGUUGUGCACCCGGUACCCGUUAUCAUCUCGGACAACAGCAGUUCCCUCAGCCUCAAAAGCUUACUGAAACCCAAAUCCCUUCAGACUGCUAAAGCAACAUCAGAAGAGGGCAGUGAUGGAAUUAAUAGACGUGGCGUGUCGUUCUUUGAUGACGUCACUGUCUACCUUUUUGACCAGGAAACCCCAACAAAGGAGCUUGGUGAGCAUACUCUUGACCCCAGUAGUCAAUUGUCUGAUUUCAACAGUCCAGUGUCGUCCUCCAGCUACUUUAAUAGAUUUACCAACUCUGAGAGCUCCACCGAUGAAGAAGGUGGCGCAUUUGAGUGGGAUGAUGACUUCCCAUCUCCAGAACCCAAUUUUCUUGCAAAAGCAGCCAGUGAUCAUUCUGCCAGUCGGUCCAGUGGGACCUCGGCAGCUUCUAAGUAUUUGUCACCACCCCCUGCGAACCGCACCUUGGAGCAGAGCUGGAACAGUCCCUCCAACUACACGCGCUUCUCCAUCUCGCCAGCCAGCAUCGCCAGCUUCUCCCUCACCCACCUCACAGACUCCGACAUUGAACAAGGGGGAAGUGGUGAAGAUGGAGAGAAAGAUUAACUAAUCUUUUGGAGACUGUAUAUGUGACGGAUAUAUUUGCUUCGAAGGUUUUGAUUGCUUCUCAGGCAGCAUUGGUAUUUAUUUGAGGUUAUGAAGGGGAUUGCACAUGAGAUAUGAUUUGCAUUGUUUUUCAUCAGUGCAAACUUUGCUUCACAUAUGCUUUAGAAACUUUCACGCGCUUCCCAAGUGUCCUGCCUCACUUUUUUUUUCUCCUUUUGCUCGUAUGCAUUACUUCUUAGUGUCCACAUUUUACUUCAAAAGGAUGAAGCUGAAAUCGUAUCGUUUAACCAGAGGAGUCCCUCUUAAACACUAAUGAGCCAAUCGACUCAAACUCACUUGUGCAAUUGAAACCGUACAAUACUUGCCUUUUAUUUUAACACACUGGAUUUUUUUAUUUUUUUUUUAAAAUGUGAAAUCUAGUGUGACUUGCUUAUUUAUAUGAUUGUGUAUCGGGUUAGAUGUCCAAUAGAAGCUGUAUGGGUCUCUCCAUAGAUAUUUUUGUACAGUGUUUGGACCGUUGAUUCAUGACAACGCACCACUUUCACCCAAGCGACAAAUUUCAUAGUUCCAGUGACAUGUUUUGUAUUACAUGAUGUAAAAGUCAGGAUAUGAGCAGCUGAGACGCUAAUAAGUCUUAAAGUAGUGAGCAGUCAUUGUGGUCGAUUCAUGAGGAAGUCUUAUGGAGUGCUGCAUAUCAGGGCUUUUUGUUGAAGCUUUGUGGGAUUGUGUAUUGAAUGGGCCGUCGCAGUGCCUCACAGCCCCUCUCCUCCCGUGUCUUCAUCCUUGCUGAAUGUUGUGCAAGUUUUGGGGAUUCUCACCCAUCUAGAACAUACCAAGGUCACAUUUCACCUCAAAAUCAAAAGAAAGAAAAGUAGAUUUCGCCAGAAAAUUAAGCCUUUUUUUGGGAUCAGUAAGACUUUUUCAUUGUGGAAUAAUUUCAAUGUGAAAAUAAGUAAUGAUAUUAUAUUUCAAUUGUAAAGUGUUAUUACAAUGGUAGUUUUGUCUUACCGAUUUAAAAUGCUAAUGAUACUAAUAGAUAUUUUGCAAAUAUAUAUAUUUCUCUAGAUUUUGGAUUGAAAUGUGACCCAGACAUUUUUUUUUGUGAGAUUCACUUUGACUGUGGAUUGAUCUACAAGUUAAUUCUGAACGGUGUCGCAGAGAGACUAGCUCGCAACUAGCAGGACUUCCAGGUGACGGCUGCUUGCGAGCAUCGAGUAGGAAUACUGUUCAAUGGAAAAACAAAAGAACCUCCUUACAUUUCUGAUUCCCUGUGUUCACUUUAAAAAGCAGCUUGUAAACACUCAAGGGAUUGGAAAUGAUUUAGUUUUUCCUCUUUUGUGCAUGUAUUAUUCAUUGGACCUGAAAGUCAUAGGCCAGUCUUGCUGCUCCGAAUGCUUUUCCUUUGGGUUGACGAUGAACCCGAUCGACUAAUGUAUAUAGCCUUGUAAUGUAUAUUACCUUGUAUCAAAUCAAGGUGAAAACCACACAAUCGGAGGAAAGCACGUUCGACAUCGCCGGUUCAAUCUGGAAGAACGUUGACUUUUGCUAUGACAUACUUAAGAUUGUCUUGCAUAAAUUGGGAGGCUGGUCAUUUGUAAAGGUUAUUGCUGGAAUAAUCGGGUUCAUAGCUUCUACUUCCCCUUGUAAUUCAGUAGAGUAAUCUCUUGUUUUAGACCCGUUGAAUAUCUGUAUUACCAGCACUCAAUCGAAAUUUUAUGAAAGGAAAUUGUUUUAUUCUACAGUAUACUUUGCUUAAUCUUGCACAUCUUUAAAGUGAAACUUAAUGUUGAGUUGUUCUCCUGUAUAUAAAUGUUUAAUUUUGUCUGUAAAUUGGGUAUGAUGUUAGGAAUAGGUAUGAGGACUGAUUUUUUUUGUAAUUUAAUGCUAAAAUGUGACAUCACAGGUGAGAAGUGAUCGAAAAAGACAAAUUAACGAUGGAAUAAAUGGGGAAAUGCAGGUCAUCAUGUCCUUGUAACUUGUACAUUUUAAAAAAUGGUGAUAUUUUUACUUCAUAUUGAUGACGAUGAUCAUGCCUAGUGUCAUUGAAGGAAUGGUUUAUAAUGAAUUGCUCUGUUUAUUAUGGAAUUAAAUGAAAAUUAACUUCUGUCUUA